Molecule: messenger RNA, 2847 nt
Organism: Triticum aestivum (bread wheat)
Lineage: Eukaryota; Viridiplantae; Streptophyta; Magnoliopsida; Poales; Poaceae
Exons: 4
Coding region: 74-1426 (450 amino acids)
Source: RefSeq, a predicted model, not a curated record
ACCGAAGAGCUCCGCCUCGCCGGGCCACCGGCCGCGGGCACCUAAUCCACAUCCGCCGUUCGCUGGUCCACGCAUGGGCGAACGGAAAGAAGCAGCGGCGCCAGGCGUGGCCUAUGAGGGAGGAGGCAGCGGCGGCAGUGGAUCGAGCUCAUGCAAAUGCGCAGCUGCUGUUUGCAAAAUCAGCAAGCGCAGCCAGCAGGGAAUCUUUAAAAAGAUGAAGCCAAUUGCUACUUAUUUUGCAACUCCACCAUCUAAUGAAUCUCAAGCUCCUGUUCAUGUUCAUGUUCCUGAACCUGAUGCGAACAUUUUAUCCACUGAAGCCUCAGAUGCAAACAUUGUAGAAGAUCUAGUUCCUGAACAUGAAGUGUAUAAUGAGGGCUCUCAUGAUAACACUUUGCAAACUUCUAUUCUAGGAUUUAGUCCAACUCACAUUGAACCUGAUCCUGGACUCCGGAAACAAAUUGGAGAUUAUCCUACUCCGGGAAUCAGAGAUGCAGUGAGGAGGGAGUAUUUGAAGAAAGGUCCAUGUCAUCCGUAUGGGCAUGAUUUUCCUUGCAACACUACAGAUAAAAGGGUAUUCAGAAAGGAGUGGUUUGACGAGUUUGAUUGGCUAGAGUAUAGUGUAAAAGAAAACAAGGCAUACUGUUUUUACUGCUAUCUCUUCAAGCAGCCAGUAAGCAAUGUCAAGUUUGGGGGCAAUGUCUUCAAUCAGGAUGGGUAUAAAAAUUGGAAGAAAGCGAUGGAAUAUUUCAGGCUUCAUGAAGGUUCGACAAAGAGUGCUCACAACAAUGCUAGAAGACAUUGUACAGAUUUCAAGAACCGGAAACAAAGUGUGGCAUAUGCAAUGACUACUCAAACUGAGAGGUCACAUCUUGAAUACCAAGAUUGUUUAAUGGCUAUUAUGGGUGUUGUGAGGUAUCUUCUUAGGCAAGGACUCGCCUUCCGUGGCCACGAUGAGUCAAAGACUUCAAGAAACAAGGGUAUUUUUCAUGAGUUGUUGGAUUGGUAUGCUAUAAGAUGCAAAGCUACAGCUGAUGUACUCAAUGACAAUGCUCCUGGGAAUCAUCAAAUGACUUGUCAUGAAAUACAAAAGCAAAUGGUACAAGCUUGCGCAGAAAAGACCACCGAAGUAAUCAUGAACGAGCUUGGGCAUAGCCAUUUCUCUCUACUUGUUGAUGAGUCUCGUGAUGCAUCCGUUAGAGAACAAAUGGCUAUUAUUAUCAGGUUUUUGAACAUAAAGGGAGAUAUUUUGGAAAGGUUAUUUGCUGUCAAGCAUGUAGUGAACACCACAUCCGCUUCUCUCAAAAGAUCCUUGGAUGAAGUGUUUGCUACCCAUGGAUUAUCCAUGUCUAGAUUGAGAGGGCAAGGUUAUGAUGGCGCCUCAAAUAUGCGUGGGCAGCUAAAUGGCUUAAAAAACUGGUGCUAGAUGAAAAUCCACAUGCGUUUUAUGUUCACUGUUUUGCCCAUCAGCUUCAAUUAGUGAUUGUGGCUGUUGUGAAGGGUAUCCUUGCUGUUAGUGAUUUCUUUGGAUAUGCAAAUAUGACUGUAACCAUGGUCAGUGCUUCUUGUAAAAGAAAGGAUGCAUUAUUACAAAAGCAUCAUGAAAAGAUUGUGUGGCAAUUAGAAAAUGGGGAGAUUCUUAAAGGAAGAGGCAAACAUCAAGAGAACUUCAGCAAGACCCGGUGAUACGCGAUGGGGAUCUCACAAUAGGACAUUGAUUCGGCUUUAUCAAAUGUGGGAUUCGGUGAUUCAAGUGCUACAUGCUAUUUAUCAUGAUGGGGAGGAUGCGGAUGAUAGAGGCAAAGCAUCAGGUUUGAUGAAAUCUAUGGAGGUCUUUGAAUUUGUUCUGAUCUUACAUUUGAUGCUUAAAGUGCUUGGUUUGACUAAUGACUUGUCACAAGCAUUGCAACAAAAGGAUCAAAACAUAGUAAGUGCAAUGAACAUGAUUGUGUCUGUUAAAAGUUUAUUGCAACAUCUAAGGAUGACGGAUGGGAGGCACUUUUGGCGGCUGCCACUUCGUUUUGUAUUAAAAGAGAGAUACCAGUGCCUAGUAUGGAUGAGAAUAUACCAGCAAGGGGUUACCCAAGGAGUUCCCGCAAAAUGGUUAGUUGCUUCCAUCACUACAAAGUUGAAAUAUUCAAUGAGGUUCUUGAUAGAAACAUAGCUGAGAUGAAUAACCGGUUCAGAGAAACUUCAACAAGGUUAUUGAUAUGCAUUGCUAGUCUAGAUCCUAGAGACUCAUUUAGCAGAUUUAAUCAUGAGAACCUACUUGAGCUUGCAUCUAUCUACUCAAUCGAGUUUGAUCCAGAAGAACAAUAUCAUUUGGAUGGCCAACUCAAGAUAUACAUUGAUAUGAUGAAAAGGUCUGAUGUUUUUUGCAGUUGUGGCAGUCUUGCUAAUCUUGCUCUCAAGUUGGUUGAAACUAAGGAACAUUUACACUUUCCUUUGGUUUACCGACUCAUCACACUUGCUUUGACUUUGCCAGUAGCGACGACAUCUGUUGAAAGAGUUUUCUCAGCCAUGAAUAUCAUUAAGACAGAUUUGAGAAAUAAGAUAUCUGAUGAUUGGUUGAAUGAUCUGAUGAUAUGCUAUGUAGAGCGAGAUAUAUUUGCUGGAAUUGAUGACAAGAAGAUCAUAGAACAUUUUCACAGCUUGAGAGACCGUAGAGGCCAUCUACCAAACCCUCCCCGUAUACUUACGACUUAGGGUAUCUAUUAGUCAUGGAGUUGGACAUUUUGGGCCAUGGAAUGCAUUAUUCAAGCAGCGGGAGUCCAAGUUAGUAGUUAUGUGUGACGUUUAUGUUGUAUUUUGUGAUUUUAGGUGGUUACAACCUAGUUCUUGAGAAUC